Sapajus apella (tufted capuchin) is the source of this 1180-nucleotide messenger RNA. RefSeq names its product keratin-associated protein 10-4-like. The record is from RefSeq and is a predicted model, not a curated record. The annotation marks the transcript as partial. Gene Ontology annotation, cellular component: keratin filament. Lineage: Eukaryota; Metazoa; Chordata; Mammalia; Primates; Cebidae. The transcript has a single exon.
UCAACAAAAGCUUGCUUGAAAUAUUUUCCACCACAUUUCUGGAGCCAAAAUAAAAGCUCACGAAGAAGCAGAGCUCUACAACUACACACAAGUUUAAUGAGGGAAAAACAAACAGAUAAAUAUCGCAUCUCCAGCCACCAGCUCUAAACACCAACGAGGAAGAGAAGCUUCUGGAGCCUCGUGUCUGGACAACACAUGCCAGGGAGGGGUAUAAAAGCCCCACAGCCCAGAGCACCUCAUUCACUCACUCACUCACUCCCUCGCUCACUCACAUCUCCCCCACUCACCUCCUCCACACCCCAACAUGGCCGCAUCCACCAUGUCCGUCUGCUCCAGCGCUUGCCCCGACUCCUGGCAGGUGGAUGACUGCCCAGAGAGCUGCUGCGAGCCCCCCUGCUGUGCCCCCAGCUGCUGCGCCCCGGCCCCCUGCCUGACUGUGGUCUGCACCCCAGUGAGCUGUGCGUCCAGUCCCUGCUGCCAGGCGGCCUGUGAGCCCAGCCCCUGCCAAUCGGGCUGCACCAGCUCCUGCACGCCCUCGUGCUGCCAGCAGUCUAGCUGCCAGCCGGCUUACUGCACCUCCUCCCCCUGCCAGCAGGCCUGCUGUGUGCCCGUCUGCUGCAAGCCUGUCUGCUGUGUGCCCACCUGCUCUGAGGGCUCCUCUUCAUGCUGCCAGCAGUCUAGCUGCCAGCCGGCUUGCUGCACCUCCUCCCCCUGCCAGCAGGCCUGCUACGUGCCUGUCUGCUGCAAGCCCGUCUGCUGCAAGCCUGUCUGCGGCAAGCCUGUGUGCUGUGGGGCUUCCUCUUCAUGCUGCCAGCAGUCUAGCUGCCAGCCGGCUUGCUGUGCCUCUUCCUCUUGCCAGCAGUCCUGCUGUGUGCCCAUCUGCUGCAAGACCGUGUGCUGUGUGCCCACCUGCUCUGAGACUUCUUCAUGCUGCCAGCCGGCUUGCUGCACCUCCUCCCCCUGCCUGCAGGCCUGCUGUGUGCCUGUCUGCUGCAAGCCUGUGAGCUGUGUGCCCAUCUGCUGCAAGCCCGUCUGCUGUGUGCCUGUUUGCUCUGGGGCUUCCUCUUCAUGCUGCCAGCUGUCUAGCUGCCAGCCGGCUUGCUGCACCACCUCCUGCUGCAGACCCUCCUCCUCCGUGUCCCUGCUCUGCCGCCCUGUGUGCAGGCCUGCCUGCUGCGUG